Messenger RNA from Vicia villosa (hairy vetch), 1576 nucleotides. Its product is annotated as GDSL esterase/lipase EXL1-like. NCBI's taxonomy places the organism in Eukaryota, Viridiplantae, Streptophyta, Magnoliopsida, Fabales, Fabaceae. Gene Ontology annotation, cellular component: extracellular region. Gene Ontology annotation, biological process: lipid metabolic process. The coding region runs from base 305 to 1393 and encodes 362 amino acids. Gene Ontology annotation, molecular function: lipase activity. The record is from RefSeq and is a predicted model, not a curated record. The transcript is spliced from 5 exons.
UUAUACCAACCCAAUCGGGUUUCAUGAAAGUAACACUUACUAAGUCUUUAGGCAUAGUUGGCUCAACCUAUUUAAUGCACCCACAUGCAAUUCAAUCUAUUCAUACUGAAUCCAGUAAACUACUGACAAAACUUUACCUUCAUUGCGUAACAAUCUCUCAUCACACCACAAAUAAAUACCCUUCAAUUUUUGUCAUUACUACUACUAUUAUUAUUGAUCUUCCCUCACAUUGCAAUACGGAGAAAAUGUUCUAAAAAGAAAACUAUAUACAGUUAUAUAAUAGUGAACCAUAUCUAUAUACAUUAUGAAGUUCCCAACACAUUCUUAUCUAUUUUCCACUACAUUUCUUCGUUUGACAAUAUUUUUAGUUGUUUUGUUCAAAACAAAGGCUGUUUUGAAACUGCCGCCAAAUGUUUCGAUUCCAGCUGUGUUUGUGUUUGGUGAUUCAAUCAUGGAUACUGGAAAUAACAACAAUAUGUCAACACCGUCUCGGUGCAAUUACCCUCCUUAUGGAAGAGAUUUUAAAGGAGGAAUUCCAUCCGGAAGAUUUAGCAACGGAAAAGUUCCGUCCGAUUUUAUAGCUUCAGAAUUAGGAAUAAAAGAGUAUCUACCAGCAUAUUUGGAUCCAACUCUGCAGCCUAGUGAAUUGCACACAGGUGUGAACUUUGCAUCUGGUGGUGCAGGAUAUGAUCCUAUGACAUCAAAAUUAGAGGUAGCUAUAUCCAUGUCUGGACAACUAGACUUGUUCAAAGAUUACAUUGUGAGACUUAAAAGACUUGUUGGUGAAGAUAGAACAAAUUUCAUCUUAGCCAAUAGUCUCUUUUUUGUGGUAUUAGGAAGCAAUGAUAUUUCUAACACAUACUAUUUGUCUCAUAUGAGACAAGUGGAAUAUGAUUUUCCUACAUACUCUGACUUCUUAGUCAACUCGGCUUAUAACUUCUACAAGGAAAUGUAUGAACUAGGUGCAAGGAGAAUUGGAGUAUUUAAUGCACCACCAAUGGGGUGUGUGCCAUUUCAAAGAACAAUGGCAGGAGGAAUACAAAGAAAAUGUGUGAAAGAAUACAAUGAUGCAUCUGUGCUCUUUAACAACAAGUUGUCACUUGGGAUUGAUUCUUUUAACCACAACUUUCCAAGUAGCAGAGUUGUUUACAUGGAUGUUUACAGCCCUCUACUUGAAAUCAUUCUAAACAAUCAACAAUAUGGAUAUGGAGUGGGAGACAAAGGAUGUUGUGGCACAGGAACAAUAGAAGUUACUUAUUUAUGUAAUAGUUUGGAUGUCACAUGUUCCAAUGAUUUGGAUUAUGUGUUUUGGGACAGUUUUCACCCAACUGAAUCUGUUUACAAAAAACUUGUUCCCCCUAUUCUCCUCAAAUACUUGCACAAGUUUAUUUAGGUAUAAAAACAUUAUUGAUUAUUUUGUGCAAUUCUAAAUUUACAGAAUAAUAUCAUCUUAGCAAGGAUGAUGCUCUGGUUAAUAUAUUUAAAAAUUUGACAUUGUUUUUUAUUAGUAGAAUUCAUUUUGACUAAAGUGUAAUACAUAUUAAAUAUGAAGCUUGUUCUUCCUUCAUUUCAUCAA